GUGGUGGUCGCUGGGGAAAAAGUCUCCACAUUCUACUAAGUGUAACGGCAGAGCACUCUGCUUAUGGUAAAAGGGUAGUUGUUGUGGCUGUGGUCGUACCAAAAUACAUGACGAAAUUUACGGCGUUUCUCCCUGAGGCUCUGCUUGAUGCUUUGCUGAAGUUUGGGCGAUCCCGAACCGCAGUGAUGGGAAUCGUCACAGCCGGCAUCCUCAUCGGCGCCUCGACCUACUACCAGACCACGUACUAUGAAGUAGUCGCUGCUCCCCCCAGUCCCACUGCGGUGAAGGCCGGCGCAGUAGUCGGGGGAGCGACUACGAAGGCGACGAAGGCAAGAAGUAAACCGACGAGCACCUCCAUCAAGGCUUCGAAACAAGAAACCUUUGACUCCGUUUCCGUCAAAAAGAAAAGUAAAGGUGAGGCAGCUGCAACUCCAGCUUCUGCAAAAGUUGCGAGCUCUUCUCAAAGAAAGCAACCGAAAGCGCAACAAGAAGACGAUACGCCUAUCCACAUCGUGAAACAAGAUCAAGAUUAUACACAGCAGGAAGGUGAAGCAGAACCAGAUGAAGCAAAGAAAGCGAAGAACAAAAGGGAGAAAAACGGGACAACUACAAAGCCAUCAAGCAGAAGUACGAGCAGCGGCCACGGCAAAAGACGCGGGUCGACGCAGAAUUCAACCCCUCGAGAUGACGUUGAAGACCCACCAAAGAAGCAACUUUCCAGCGGCAUCGAUGCACGAAAUGCAAAUGAAUUGAACGUCGAAGAGAAAGUGAAAGAGCUGAACCCGCCUGGCGCUGCCCAUACGCGUCCUGCUGAACUGUCUGAAGAAGAAGGCCAGCAGCACGUUGACAAACCCGUGGUCAAGAAGAACCCAGGCACCGGCUCAGUUGCUUCCGGAAGUGCAGGCGACACACGGAUCACACCAAAGAAAUUGACGGGGAAAGAUGAGAAAAACAACAACUACGAACCGAAGCUCCACCAAUCCGACUCCGUAAGAGAAGAUGAAAGCGUGGCGAAAAAUUUGAAAAAACAAGAUGACCAAUACGCGUCCUUGUUACCCGACUUGCAGAAAUUCAUCAAAGUGGAUGGUGCGCUGCGGACAUCCACGUCAUCCCAAUCGGGCAGCGGGGGGGAUACCUUCGUCAUCGGGCCUGUUUCCCGCGGAAGCUCAAGCGCGAUCGGAGAGGAUACGUUUUCGUCUACUUCCAGCGCAACCUUCACAGGAGUUUCUUCAUCGCCGGGAGCAGGAGCAGCUUGCAAACUCGCUGCCACUCGUCGCGCUGAGGAAGUAACAAGCAGCGAGGGUGGACGACUCAUGAACAUGGAAGAUGCAGGGGAAGGGAGCAGAGAAGAGUUGCAAAGCGAGGAAGAGCGAGACACUUCAUCAUGCGCGGAAGAUCGUGAAGCUAAAGCUUCAUCGCACAGUGCUACUUCCGGAGAACAGCAGCAUGAACUGGAACUGCACGACAGCAUCUCUUCAUCUUCAUCUACUGAUCCAUCAAAUUCGGAAUCCAGUGAAAUUACAAUCGAUGUUGACCACGCCGCGACAGCGACCACAGCAUCCAAUGUUGCAGACCCAACGCCGCAGCCAGAUACAGGAGCUGAAGCAGCCAUCACGUCUGGAGGCGAGAAAGAGAUUCACGGCGCAUCUACUGCGGAGGUGGACAUGGUGACCAAGAAUUCCGUUUUUUCGUUAACCAGCGUUUUGGGAGAAGAUCUGGAGAGAAACAUGGUCCCGGAUCUCGUCUACCUUGUCGGAUCCGAUGCCCAGUGCUCUGAGUGCUCGGCUUUUGCCCCGCAACUCGGCGACAUCGUGAUUCGAGGGAUGCCGCCCAUGCAGAGCGCGGGUCUGAAAGUGUUGUACGUUGUCGUGCGGGACGGCGCGGAUGAAAAGCAAAGCGACGCAAUUUCUCGUCACGCGGCCAGGACCGGCGAUGAUGCCCGCGCGACGUCCACCUCUUCUCCUUCCUCAGAAGGAGCAACCUCUCAGCGAUUCUCGUUUUCAAGAGCUUACCACGUGAAGCACACGAACGAAGACCAGAAGGCCCAAAUGGGCUCGAGUUUGUCGCUGUACUACCCCGGAAGCAGUGUCGUGGAUGCGGGGAAAUCUUUCGCUGCGAAAGAAGCAGAGAUUGAAAAACUGGUUACCGCAGUGGGGCCCAAAUCCGUUCCGGCUUUGUUUUGGACGGAUCCCGACGGAAACCUGCACAAGGAGAACGACCUCAUCUCGACUUUGAAGCGCUAGCUGCAGGUCGUACAACGCGGAGUGUUUAUUGCAUUCUAAAGAUUUUUCGUUUGAUCUGGAGGUUUUCGUUUUGGACGGUCAAAUAAAAAUAUGAGUGUCACAACUAUCCAUGGGAGAUUGAUAAAGUUUUCCAGUCGCUGUUUUCCAAAUGCCUAUGUAUGGAUAUACUGGACUUGUCGAAGAUGAGUCCCAUGCAAUUCAAUCUGAGAAAGAAUCACCGCAGAUCAGCACCCCAAAGUGGGAUCGCAUCUUCUUGCGCUAGGACGCUUGGUUUCCUAUUUUUAGCCUCAGCUCCUGCAUUUCAAU
This is a messenger RNA of Amoebophrya sp. A120, 2549 nucleotides long. NCBI's taxonomy places the organism in Eukaryota, Dinophyceae, Syndiniales, Amoebophryaceae. The record is from the annotation of a GenBank genome assembly.